AAACCCUAGAUUCAAACCCAGAAAGCCUAUUGUUCUUCCAUAAGGUUCAUCUUUUCAUCUGUCUUCUGUCGUCUCGAUAGGUGAGUUUGAACUCCGCGAGGCUUCUCUCGACGGAGUUUAUCUCCAUUAUGGACGUGCAUCCAGUCCCUUCUCUUGAUUCAUCUCAUAAAACUCAAGCCAGCGACUGUAGAAAUGGAUUUGUCAAUGAAAUGGUUAAAGGUGAUCACGUUUCAUCCCCGAGCGAAGAAGAAAUGGAAUGCAAAGAAGCCGUUGUUACGGUUACGAAAGGCGUUGCACAGCGAGUUCAGAAGAUCGUCUCCGAGAGUGCUUCUGUCGAGAGAAGAUCUAGUGCGAGGCUGCGGAACCGACCUGAUAACAAGCGACCCUAUUAUGGUACUAGCAGUAGUGGGGAUGUGAAAGACAAAGGUAGCAGGAAAAAUACUAAACUUCAUAAAAGAAGAGAACUGGAAAACCAUGUCGUUGAAGAGGCAGAAAGCUGUAAAACUUGCCCGGUGGUUGAACGGUCGGGUGAAGUGAUGGCCUAUGCUGAUGCUAUCCGUGUUGAUUCGGUUGAUCAAACUCCGGAUGAGGAAAGGGCUGAACGCGGUGAUCGCAAUCCUGCUGAUGCAGUGGGGAAAAGUGACUAUGCUAGGGUGAAGGAGACCUUGAGGAUAUUUAAUACACAUUAUCUUCACUUUGUCCAGGAAGAAGAAAAGAGAUGUAGGAAAGCUGAAGUUGAUGCAAAGAAAGUUGCUCGAGGUUCAAAAUCUGAGAGUGUCCAACAAGGGAAUGCAUCUGAAGAGGAUGCCAAACGUUCUUCCAAACGACCUGAUCUGAAGGCAAUAUCCAAGAUGAUGGAGACAAAUGCUGUUUUAUACCGUGGAAAAAGAUUUGGUGACCUUCCAGGCAUUAAUGUUGGGUAUCAAUUCUUUUCUAGAGCUGAAAUGGUUGCCAUAGGUUUUCAUAGCCAUUGGUUGAAUGGAAUUGAUUACAUGGGACAAUCCUACAGCAAGUUGAAGGAAUAUAGUGGGUACACAUUCCCUCUUGCUGUAGCCAUUGUUUUGUCGGGACAGUACGAAGAUGAUCUCGACAAUUCAGAGGAUGUCGUAUACACUGGCCAAGGGGGGAACAACUUACUUGGCAAUAAGCGUCAAAUUCAAGAUCAAGUAAUGCUACGUGGUAAUCUGGCACUUAAGAAUAGUUUGGAACAUUGUGUGCCUGUUAGAGUCGUCCGUGGGCAUGAAUCUACAAGUAGUUAUUGUGGAAAAGUGUACACAUAUGAUGGUUUAUACAAGGUAGUACAAUAUUGGGCUGAGAAAGGUGUUUCUGGAUUUACUGUUUUCAAAUAUCGCUUGAGGCGACUUGAGGGGCAACCUGUGCUGACAACUAACCAGGUUCAUUAUGCGCGGGUUCAUGUGCCUAAUUCUUUGUCAGAACUACGUGGGUUGGUAUCUUCUGACAUAAGUGGAGGCCUGGAAGAUAUUCCUAUCCCAGCUACCAAUUUGGUUGAUGAUCCACCUGUUGCGCCAGUAGGUCUUACAUAUACAAAGUCAAUACAAGUUGCGGAAACUGUGAAGCUUCCCAUAAGUGCCCCUGGUUGCAGUUGCAAAGGUACCUGUAUUGAUACAAAGACUUGUGCAUGUGCAAGGCUUAACGGGUCUGAUUUCCCAUAUGUGCGUCGAGAUGGUGGCAGAUUAAUUGAAGCCAAAGCUGUUGUGUUUGAGUGUGGGCCAAACUGUGGCUGUGGACCUGGUUGUAUCAACAGAACAUCUCAGCGGGGAUUAAAGUAUCGAUUUGAGGUCUUCCGCACUGCAAAGAAAGGUUGGGCUGUUAGGUCUUGGGAUUCUAUUCCUUCGGGUGCGCCAGUAUGUGAAUACACAGGGAUACUUAUGAGAACUGAUGAUUUGGAUAGCGUUUGUGAAAACAAUUUCAUUUUUGACAUUGAUUGCUUGCAAACGAUGAAGGGCCUUGAUGGACGGGAGAGGCGUUUGGGAGAUGUAUCAAUUCCAACCUAUCAUUUAGAUACUAUUGAUGACAAAAAAUCCGAAAAUGUGCCUGAGUUCUGCAUAGAUGCAGGCUCUGUUGGUAAUGUUGCAAGAUUCAUCAAUCACAGUUGUGAACCCAAUCUCUUUGUGCAAUGUGUAUUGAGUACCCACCAUGAUAUCAAACUUGCUCGAGUGGUGCUUUUUGCUGCUGAUAACAUACCUCCUCUGCAGGAGCUUACUUAUGAUUAUGGCUAUGCCAUUGAUAGUGUCAUACGUCCAGACGGUAACAUAAAAAAGAUGCCAUGUUAUUGUGGUGCUGCAGGCUGUCGGAAGCGGUUGUAUUAGAUGAUAUAUUUGUAACCUAUUAUGGUUAUUUAAUUUUUUGUCAUCUGUUUACUAACAGUUUGCCCAGCUAUUA
Messenger RNA from Telopea speciosissima, 2403 nucleotides. RefSeq names its product histone-lysine N-methyltransferase, H3 lysine-9 specific SUVH4-like. Gene Ontology annotation, cellular component: nucleus. The transcript is spliced from 15 exons. The coding region runs from base 129 to 2330 and encodes 733 amino acids. NCBI's taxonomy places the organism in Eukaryota, Viridiplantae, Streptophyta, Magnoliopsida, Proteales, Proteaceae. The record is from RefSeq and is a predicted model, not a curated record. Gene Ontology annotation, molecular function: protein binding; histone methyltransferase activity; zinc ion binding.